Messenger RNA from Penaeus indicus, 2252 nucleotides. Its product is annotated as beta,beta-carotene 15,15'-dioxygenase-like. Gene Ontology annotation, molecular function: carotenoid dioxygenase activity; beta-carotene 15,15'-dioxygenase activity. The record is from RefSeq and is a predicted model, not a curated record. Gene Ontology annotation, biological process: retinal metabolic process; carotene catabolic process. Lineage: Eukaryota; Metazoa; Arthropoda; Malacostraca; Decapoda; Penaeidae. Bases 64 to 1629 code for a protein of 521 amino acids. The transcript is spliced from 11 exons.
CGUGCACUCGACUCCAUUAUAACUUGGCCAGGAGAGUCACAGAGAAAGCUGCAAUACUCCAAAAUGCCUUACGAUUUCACAACUUUACACCGCAAUUGUCUGGUUGAACAGGUGACACCUUUGCCGGGAAAUCUGACAGGAACCCUGCCCCCGUGGCUGAGGGGAUCCUACCUGCUGGACGGUCCCGGCAGGAUGACCUACGGGGAGAACGAAUUCAACCACAUAUUCGACGGGUCAGCCCUUAUACAGAAGUUCACCCUUGGGGAAAACGGCGCCACCUUCAGCAGCAGGUUCCUCCGGAGUUACGCCUACACGACCAACCUCGAGAACGAGCAGAUUGUCGUGUCAGAGUUCGGGACGACGGGGAAGUCUCUCUCCAAAAGCAAGCUGGGCAAAUUAGGAGAAAAAUUGGCCUUCGACAAGUUGUUUUCCGACAAUGCACCAGUUGGCGUAGUUGUCUUUGGCGGCGAAUAUUAUUGCAUAACGGAAGCGCCGUUCUUGCACAAGAUUGAUCCCAGUACGCUCGAAACCAUAAGCAAGGUGGACCUUCACAAAGAACUAGGGAUCAACUCCCAGUGCCCUAACCCCAAGCUGCUCAGCGAUGGCACAGUCAUCAAUGUCCUUCACGGCGUCGGAGCCACAGGACCCAAAUACGACAUCGUGGCUUUCCCGAAGAAGCCUGUGGAAGGAAGAGCUUCCGUGUUCAGCAAACCAAAGAAAGUAGGAUCCGUCGACGCUCGCUGGAAGCUCAACCCGUGCCACAUGCACACCUUCGGACUGACGGAGAACUACGUGGUUUUGCUCGAGCAGCCGCUCACCAUCGACGUGAAAGCGACGGUCACCAACACCAUCCUAGACAAGCCUUUCAUUGGCGGCAUGGAGUGGAUGGAGAAUAAACUUGUAAAGAUCCACUUAGUGAAUCGAGAAACAGGUAAGGAGAUAAAGCAAAAGAUUAAAUGCGAAGCUUUCUUCUUCAUGCACAUAAUCAACUGCUUCGAGCAAGACAAUCACGUUAUUAUAGAUGUUGAUACUUACAAGAAGCCUGACCUUCUCUACGCCUUCCAUGUCAAGAACCUUCGAGAGCGAGGCGCCACUUUGGGCAGCGAGCUCGACGGGGGCUGCGUGAGGAGGGUGGUCGUGCCUCUGAAUGUCCCUGAGAAAGUCGCGCCUGAAGAGAACCUUGUGAAACUGGCAGGGAGUAGAGCAAAGGCUCUGAAACAGAAGGACGGCUCUCUAAUCCUCACGGCAGACACCAUUACGAAGAUCGCCUACGAAGUGCCCUCCAUCCACCCCCAACAUACCGGCAGGAAAUACCGAUAUUUCUACGGCAACAGCGGUGACAUGACAGUUCACGGAGGGAAAGUCGGGAAAGUCGACAUGGAUUCCCGGGAAGUGAAGGAGUGGCACGAAGAGGGAAUGUACGCGAGCGUGACUGCCUUUGUGCCGCGACCCGGUGCCACGGCGGAGGACGACGGGGUGCUCCUCCUGACGGCGUUACACUCAGACGACCGAAAAAAGACGACUCUCAUGGUACUCGACGCCACCGAGAUGAAGGAAAUGGCUCGAGUUGAGUUCAUGACCCCUUCCGACGUAACGAAGGCCCUACAUGGUCUUUUCAUACCCGAGUGAGGAAUCGAGAGUUCGUGGGCGCCUGGAGGUGGUCCUCGAACUAGUGCUUUCCGCUCGAUUGUCAUGUAGCUAGUUUUUUUUAUAUCAGUGUCUGACUCAUCGUGGUUGUAGAUGUCUGCUUGCCUUACCUUUUUAUGUAAAUUCUCCUCGAUUGAUCAUAUAGAUAGAGGAUUCUUUUUUUUCCAACUUCAUGGACAUUUUCCCGAAAUGCAUAUUCUUAUAGAUAAAAUCUAUCAAAAUAUUAAAUAAAUCCAAACAAAACCCAGGCUACAAUCUAAUGUCACAUCCGGCUUCUUGGAUUUGGAUCGCCCAAGGAAAGAACGUUAUUUUCUAAGUGAAUUUCACUAGAACAUGACAGCAAAGGCGAUCAGGCAUCCAGUUCUGACGUUAUGUUCUAGUGACUGUCUGAGUGGAAAACAAGUUAUCUGGACGGUCUUAUCAAGUGGAUGGCCUUCUAUCUAGACGACAGUCGAAAUUUGUAGUGAUUUGACUUUCGAUGAUAAGAAAAAACAACUUACAUAGAUAUACAUGUAAGUGUACGCACAAGUAUAUGUAUGUUAUAUUAUAUAUAUGCAUACACACACACACACAUGUGGCAUGGUACUCAUGGUACUCAUGGUGUG